This is a messenger RNA of Momordica charantia (bitter melon), 1169 nucleotides long. RefSeq names its product ubiquitin-conjugating enzyme 6 (gene UBC6). The record is from RefSeq and is a predicted model, not a curated record. Lineage: Eukaryota; Viridiplantae; Streptophyta; Magnoliopsida; Cucurbitales; Cucurbitaceae.
AGUUUAUAGAACGCAGAUCGAAUCCUUAUGAAGAUAAAUACCAAAUUAAGGAGGAAGAAGAAUCUUGAAGGAAGUGAAAAUUUCAAAGGAGCCUGCCCUGUGCCUUGGAUUGGAGUGGGUAUAAGGAGGAAGAAUCUUCCAAGUACACAUCAAAUUGUUCGAUAAUAUUGAGCAAUCACAGUCACAGGGGCACCUAAUUGAAAAUUCUCUCUCUCUCUCUCUCUCUCUCUCUCUUCUCUCGUUUUCUCCUUGUUUCUCUGCUUGAUGUCCGAACCCUUUUAGCUCAAACUUCAAAGCGAGCUUCGAUUUCUCUGUUUUCGAAUCGACCCAUCAAAGCUUGCACAGAGAAACCAUGUCUUCUCCAAGCAAACGCCGAGAGAUGGACUUGAUGAAACUGAUGAUGAGUGAUUACAAGGUGGAGAUGGUUAAUGAUGGGAUGCAUGAGUUCUAUGUAGAUUUCCAUGGACCUAGUGAAAAAGGAAAUGGAUAAAGAAAAGUCACAAUGUGAUGGGUUUCUGGCAGGUCCUUAUCAUGGAGGUGUGUGGAGGAUAAGAGUAGAACUCCCAGACGCUUACCCGUAUAAAUCUCCUUCGAUAGGAUUUAUUAACAAAAUUUACCACCCCAAUGUUGAUGAGAUGUCGGGUUCGGUUUGUUUAGACGUUAUCAAUCAAACUUGGAGCCCCAUGUUCGAUCUGGUAAAUGUUUUUGAAGUGUUCCUACCACAACUCCUUUUGUAUCCCAAUCCAUCAGAUCCUUUGAAUGGAGAGGCUGCAGCCUUGAUGAUGCGUGAUCGAGUUGCUUAUGAACAAAGAGUAAAAGAAUACUGCGAAAGGUAUGCGAAACCAGAAGACAUAAUAGCUGCACCAGACAAAUCAAGCGACGAAGAACUUAGCGAAGAUGAAUCUGACUCGUGUGACGAGGAAGUGGCCGGGAAAGCAGAUCCCUGAGGGCUCAUUUUAAGUGUCUUUCACUGUACAAAAAUGUCUGUGUUUCUGUUGAUUCUAUUCCAACUCCUGAAUUAUAGACUUAUCAAAAGGGUAAAUUAUCCCCAUGAAUACUUUCUUCUGCCAUUGUACAUAAAUAUUUGAUGCUCUUUUUAUUUUGUAAUCACCAUAUGCUCUAUGGUUCUGUUAAGGAAGACUUUGUUAUACCAAUUUCACUUUGCUUCA